UGUGUGUCGACUAGGGCCCACGCAGCAAUUUCCAUCUAUAUUUGAACCCAACACAGGAACAACUACCAACAAAACUGCCAAUACAACGCGGCGACCAGAUCCUUAAGUGUUCCACCCCUAAAGACACGAUCACUGCGCGAUUCGUUCUUACCAUCUGAUUACACAAUUAUCUCAGGAGCAAGAUAUAUCCUCCACGUCGCCAUGGCACCCAAUGGUCAGGCCGCCUCUCGACCCGGAGCCAUGCCACCCGAACGCCCAAUUGGUCUUUUUGUCAAGCCUUGCAAGACCGAUAAAUCGAGUCUCUCCGAGCUGGGCAGUUACAUUCGCGCACGUGUUAAGGAGUGCGAGAGCAGACGAUCGAUCUGUCAUUGCCUCUACAAGGACUAUGACGUUCGUGAGCUUGAUGACAAGACCAUUGUCAAAAUCACUUGGGGAAAGCCAUCGAAAGACACCCCCUCGGAAGAGGAGAUCACUCGUCACAAGAGAGCGUGCAAGAAGCUGUACAAGCUUUUGCGUAAAGACAGCCUCACACGUCACCCCUAUCUCACCUGGAAUAACGACGACCUCAAGGCUUGCCUCAGGCAGCGUGGAAUCACCAUCCCUCGCCCGUACGUCAAGGCGAACUACGUCAAAGCUUUGAUGAGAAAAGACAAGGCUCACACUUUCCGCUUCAUGGACUUGCCCAUGGAGCUCCGCUACAUGAUAUACAACAUGGCCCUCCAGUUCGACACGGAAGAACCAAGCCGACCCGGUGAUAUGGUUUACAGCGAGAUGGUUAAGCCAGCUCUGCUGCAGACCUGUCGCCAGAUCCGUCAAGAAGGCUCAGCCAUAUUCUACAGGAUCAACCGUUUCUUCCUCUGCUACCAAAAGGACGAAGUGCUUCGCUUCGAUCCAGAAUACCUACAAUGGAUGCUAGACCAUGUCGGCACCGAGAACCUUGAGAAUCUCCGCUAUGUGACGCUCGUAGCGUUCCGCCCUCGUCACAAAAAGCGGUUCGUCAUCGACAUUGAUCUACACUGCCGGGACCCUCGCAAAUGGAUCGUUCGUAAAAUUUCUAAAAACAAGCACAUCUGCAGCUGCAAGUACUUCGUGAACGGAGAGUCUCGCCCGAUCUUGUCACAGAGCGUCAGAGAAGAUUCGCUCUCGGCAAGCCCUGAGACUGUGAAUGCAAGCAUAAGAAUCGCGAACGAGGCAAUCGAAAAGCUUUGGGAGACAUGCGGUGGUGGUGGAAAGCUGAGGCUCACAGUCGCCGCACUCUCAGAUCUUGCCCUUGAGGCUGUAAAAGUUGUCAAAAACCUGAACGCUUGAAAUGGAGGACAAGGACAGAACAGAAAAGAAGGCAGAGUAGAUGAUAAAGGACACACGAAUAGCGAGAGAUGUACAGAAGUAUG
This is a messenger RNA of Aureobasidium pullulans EXF-150, 1391 nucleotides long. RefSeq lists its product as uncharacterized. Bases 202 to 1308 code for a protein of 368 amino acids. Lineage: Eukaryota; Fungi; Ascomycota; Dothideomycetes; Dothideales; Saccotheciaceae. The record is from RefSeq and is a predicted model, not a curated record. The transcript has 2 exons.